AUUCCAGUCUAAGUGAUAAGCGGGUCGACCCGUAAUCAGCAACUGGAAAGAAAGAAAACUUUUACGCAUUGCCGAGAUCUUCUUCACUCAGUCCCGCCGGCGCGGCCGUAUCUGACUCGUCCAUAGAUUCCGGUCCCCCAAUUUCUCUCGAGAAAAACGGUUUCUGGGUUUGCUUUCAUAGCUUGAAAAGUUGCAGUAGUCAAUGAAUCUGACCUCUCUGUUUGCUUGCCCGUUUCCUUCUUGAGAAAUGGUGAUCCCUCCGCCAAUUAGGGCUGAAAGAAUUACCAAAUUUCUGAAACCGUAUGUGUUGAAGAUGCACUUCACGAACAGGUUUGUAUCUGCGCAAGUAAUACACACACCAACAGCAACAGUAGCAGCAUCCGCGAGCUCACAGGAGAAGGUCCUGCGAUUGAGCAUGGAACAAGCAAAAGAAAGUACCAGAGAUGUGGCGGCUGCUGCCAAGAUCGGGAACAUAUUAGGGCAACGACUGCUUUUAAAGAAUAUCCCUGCUGUCUCAGUUUUCUUUAAGAGAGAACAGAAAUAUCAUGGGAAGGUUAAAGCAGUCAUAGAUUCUGUAAGAGAAGCAGGUGUCAAGUUGAUUUGAGGUUUAAGAAUCAACAUGAAAAUUUUUGACACGUUACUUAGCCUGAUGAUAACUUUGCUCGAAACGAAUGAAUGUUCCAUCUUGAUAUGUGAUCUGUUUGAGGUGUGACAUUGAUCUAUGAAUGUUUGAUAUUUUGAAAUUUUCCUGUAUUACAUCCUUUUAUCUAUCGUGUCUAUAUUUCUACCGCCAGUCAGGGUUAUGCUUAAUCUUUGUCUCAUCGUACUAAUUAUGUUGGAGGUCUUCAAAGGGUUAAAGUGAAGACCGCUUUGUAACACUUUACACUAAUGUAUACUGUAUGAUAGGAAAAUGUAAAAUUAGAUAUACUUGACAUAAGAAAACACUCGUUGAAUGUAUUCAUUAGUUUUCCUGAGAAUCUUUGUUUGAAACCCGCAGACUAUACACAUAAACGGAAGAAAACCAAGUACAAUCGGCAACAGGUAAAGACCGAGAAGAAUAACUAAGUCCAGAAGGCAGAAGCCCUAUAAUAUCUUCUAGCCGCUUAACUGAAGCUUGAAGUGAAGGGGAAAAAUCUAUCACAUAUUGGUGAUCAUCUUAUGAAAGGAAUUCCAGAAGGAACCAUCCUACAAUAAUCCCUCAUAUUGAGACCCAAAAAAGUGUCUCAAGAAUAACUCUUCAUAAGGUGCCCAUGAUGAACAAAACCACCAAACUACAAACCAAAAUGUAAUACUACAAAGCAUUAUUUGAGUGCCAACAGCCCAAGCAAAGAAACCACUAUAUCCAGGGUGACGGAAAUACUUGUAAACUCCAAAAGUUACCACUUUGUGAUGCUCCUCAUGAUAAAUCUUAAUGAGAUGUGUGAAGGCCCAGCCAGCAGUUAAUAUAGCCAACUUCCUUAGGACGCCGAUAAUUACCAUAGCAAGACCACCAGUGUUCUUCAAAGCUGGGAAGAAAUAGAUUUCCACAAUACUCU
This is a messenger RNA of Oldenlandia corymbosa var. corymbosa, 1535 nucleotides long. NCBI's taxonomy places the organism in Eukaryota, Viridiplantae, Streptophyta, Magnoliopsida, Gentianales, Rubiaceae. The record is from the annotation of a GenBank genome assembly.